Messenger RNA from Babesia sp. Xinjiang, 1515 nucleotides. RefSeq names its product putative Serine-tRNA ligase. The coding region runs from base 1 to 1515 and encodes 504 amino acids. The record is from RefSeq and is a predicted model, not a curated record. Gene Ontology annotation, molecular function: serine-tRNA ligase activity; tRNA binding; ATP binding. Lineage: Eukaryota; Apicomplexa; Aconoidasida; Piroplasmida; Babesiidae. Gene Ontology annotation, biological process: seryl-tRNA aminoacylation. The transcript has a single exon. Gene Ontology annotation, cellular component: cytosol.
AUGGUGUUAGAUAUUAAAUAUUUCCGCAACAGCAACCUUCUCCAGUUCCUCCGGGCCUCGGAGGUACGGAGGUGUGUCGCCAAUUCUAUGGUUGACUCGGUGGUCGCUGCUGACGAGGAAUGGAGGCAAGCUAAUCAUGCGUAUGAACAGGCCAAACGCCGAUACAAUGACAUUUCAAAACGUAUUGGUCUUGUAGUCUCCAAUAAAGUACCAGCAGUUGACGAACAUGGUAACAGCGUGGAGAAAUCUGUCGUUAUUAACCAACUUAAGAAGGAGGCUGAGAAUCAGAAGGCUGAACUUGCAGAACUACUCAACAAAGCUAACGAUCUUAGCAAAGCGCGUGACUCGUUUCUCCGAUCGGUCGGCAAUAUCGUCGCCGAGGACACAGUGGCUUCCAAGGAUGAGGAGGAGAACCUAGUGGUAUCACACUGGGAACCCAGCAAAUACGGAUGGGAACAAUAUAUUGAGUUAAACAACUUGCAAGAGUACCGGGAUCAACCCACCAAGACCGUUGGCGAACACAAUAUUCGGCUUCCCCCCUGGGCCGUCCUUAGUCAUUGUGACGUGCUCAUUAAUCUAGGUGGAGUCCACCUUAAGAAAGGUGUCGAGGUCGCAGGCCAUCGUGGGUAUUACCUUCGGGGCCAAUGUUGCCUCCUCAAUAUGGCGCUCAUUCAGUAUGGGUUGGAUUUCCUCAGUCUCCGAGGAUACGAGGCAAUAAUGCCUCCAUAUUUCAUGAAAAAGGACAUUAUGCGCGACUGUGCAGAGUUAGCAGAUUUCGAAGAAACGCUGUAUUGUAUUCCGCCACUCAGGCACACGGAAACUACAACUGGCGAAAACGCCAUACCAAUUCAACAUGCCAACGAAGUGAAAGAGGAAGACUACGAACGCGAGAAAUUGUACCUAAUAGCUACAAGCGAACAGCCGAUUGCUGCACUCCACAAGAACGAAACCUACUCGAUUAAGCAGCUGCCACUGAAAUACGCGGGUAUAUCAACUUGUUUUAGGAGGGAGGCCGGGGCCCACGGAAGAGAUCUGAGAGGAAUAUUCAGGAUUCACCAAUUCCAGAAGGUUGAACAGUUCGUCGUGUGUGGCGCGGAUGAUUCUUGCAAGCACCAUGAAGAAAUGAUCAACAUAUCAAAGGAGUUCUACGAAUCGCUAAACCUUCCUUACCGCGUGGUAUCAAUUGUUGCUGGUGCGCUCAACAAUGCAGCAUCAAAGAAGUAUGACCUGGAAGCGUAUUUCCCAGAAAUGUCUGCAUAUAGGGAACUGGUGUCAUGUUCUAACUGCACGGAUUAUCAGGCCUGCGAUCUUAACACCAAAUACUUCGAGAAAGAUACCUCACAGAGGCAACUCUGCCACAUGUUAAAUGGGACUCUGGUUGCAUCACAGCGUACCCUAUGUUGUAUUUUGGAAAAUUAUCAAACACCCAAAGGAUUGAUGGUACCCAAGGUCCUGGUCCCUUACAUGGGUGGUGUUGAGUUCAUACCCUUUGUUGAAAGUAAAAUCGCAGAGUAA